Messenger RNA from Alternaria ventricosa, 456 nucleotides. RefSeq lists its product as uncharacterized. Bases 1 to 456 code for a protein of 151 amino acids. The record is from RefSeq and is a predicted model, not a curated record. The transcript has 3 exons. NCBI's taxonomy places the organism in Eukaryota, Fungi, Ascomycota, Dothideomycetes, Pleosporales, Pleosporaceae.
AUGUCUGGCCAGACCAACCCCCAGGGUUGGACUGAGCACGAAGUGCUUGUCUACCUCCUCAACGUCAUCGAUACCACCGGCGUGCAACUCGACUACAACAACGCUCCUGUCCCCGCUGGUCGCAACGUCAACGGCUGCCGCCAGAAGAUCAACAAGACCAAGGUCGCGUUGAAGCCCGAGAUGGACGCCAUCAAGGCUGGAGUUCCUCUUGCUGGUGCCGCUGAUGGCACUCCUACCAACACCCCCACCAAGAAGGCGGCCACUCCUCGCAAGCGCAAGGCCAAGGUCGAUGAGGAGGGCAACGAGACUGAGGUCACUCCCAAGAAGGGUCGUGGCCGUACUAAGAAGAAGCUUCCCACUCCUGAGAUCGAGGAAGACAUGGAGGGUGAGGGUGUCAAGACCGAGGUCAAGGAUGAGGAUGACGACGACAUCCUGAAGGAGGCCGAUGAUAUCUGA